AGCCCCUGAGGACACGUGGGAUGUGCCAGGUGUGCGGGUGCCAGGCGGGCAGGUGCCCCUCGGUCGUGGUCAGUCACUGUGCUCAGAGCAGAGGGACACAGGCUGCAGGCUCAGCCCGUCCCCAGAGGACUGACAGUGCUCUCACACCUCCCCAAGCCCCGUGGCUCUGAGGAAAGCCCUCGCUCAGCAGGUGAGGCUGGGCCCUUCACUGCUCCAGGUGCCACCAGAGCUCGGCUCGCUGUCACCGCUGCCCUGCUCCUGGAAGAGCAGGCCUGAGGCAUGAUCAGUUUGCUCUGCAAAUUGAGGGAGGAGAUGUUGAGCCCUGUGGCACAGCAACGGGAGCUCCUUGGGGAGGCAGGUGGGGCCAAGAAGAAUCCCCUUCCCAAGUGCUCCCUGCCUGGGCAGCACUCUGGGCAUGAACCACUGGUGGCUUUGGGGCAGCUCCAGUGGGGCUUUGGUGAGGUGUUGGUGCAGCUUUGGUGAGGUUUUGGUGUGGUUUUGAUGCAGUUCUGGUGUGGUUUUGAUGCAGUUUUGGUGUGGUUUUGAUGCAGUUUUGGUGAUGUUUUGGUGUUGUUUUGAUGCAGUUUUGGUGUGGUUUUGGUGCAGCUUUGGCUGCUCACAGACCGCCCCUGGCCGGAGCAGAACGCUGGCUGCAGCCUUUGCUCUGGCUCAGCCCAUACCAAGUUCCCUGAAGAUUGCUCCCCAGGGCAGGGGCAGUGCUGGUGGCCACAGGCAUGCCCCGCUGGCUCCUGGCUGUGCCACAGGACGGGAGCUCCCUGGAGGUGACCCCGAGCCAGGGCCAGGCUCCCUGUCACUGUCACUGUCCCCAGAGCUGGGAGCAGCCUGCCUUCCUCCCCCUUUCCCCUACACCCACACCCAAAUGGAUGCAGUCAGGGCUCUGGUUUUCAGGAAACACCUUUUCCACAUGCAUUGUUGUCUCCCCUUGUUUUGCUGUAACCCAGAAUUCAAGGGUGAUCAUGGCACAGGAGCUGCUGUUCUGUGCUGGCUGUGUUAGGACCAUGGAGUGAUGGAAUCCCAGAUCUGGAGGGACCUCAGGGAUCACCUGGUCCCAUCUUUUAUGGGAGAAGUGCAGGCUGGACAGGAGGGGCUGCGGGUCAGGGCUGCCAGGUGCUGGAGGGGAUGGCAGGGCACUGUCACCCCGCUGUCCUCGGCCAGCAGGCACUUUGGGGUGUGGGCAGGGGCCGUGCCAGGCUGCAGAGGGCGGGAGCGGGGCCGGGGCCCGGUGGUUAAUUAAACAGAUCAUUUCUUUAAAGUGAGAUUCAAAUAAUUGUAACCCUGAGAUAGAGGAGGCAUCGCAGGAGAUGAAAUGGGAGAGGGAGAGAAAGGAAGCAAAGGACAGAGGUUCAGAAUGGAGAGGGAGAUUAGGAGAGAGAUGAAAGAGAGAGGAGAAAGAUAAGAGGGAGAGAGGGGACAGAUCUCGGCGCGAGAUGGGCGUUGCCAGGGAAACGGGAAGAAUGAGGGAGCAACUGGAGAGAUGGAGGAGCAGAGGAUACUGGGGGUGGGGAGUGAGGGAUGGAGAGCAGAGGGAUGGAGGAACAGAGGGAUGGAGAAACAGAGGGAUGGAGGAACAGAGGGAUGGAGGAGCAGAGGGAUUCAGAGCAGAGGGAAGGAGGAACAGAGGGAUGGAGAAACAGAGGGAUGGAGGAACAGAGGGAUGGAGGAGCAGAGGGAUGGAGGAGCAGAGGGAUUCAGAGCAGAGGGAAGGAGGAACAGAGGGAUAAAGCCUCAGUGUCAGAAGGAGGAAAAAGGGGAUUUCCAGCAGAAGAGGAAGCAGGGGUGGCAUGUCUCAGCUCAGCACACGUGUCUGUGUGCUGGGAAGAGCAUUUGGAUGGCAGCUCUGUCCCUCAGCUGCUGCUGUCCGAGCCUGACCCGCUCACGCCAGGUGCCAGGGCUGGAUCCCAGAUCCCUGGGCAGAUAAUGGAGGAACCAGGCAGCUCUGUGCUCAUCACACUUUGUUCUGCAGCACUGGUAACCUCUGGUUAUUUGAAACCAUUCCCUUUUCCCUCCCAGUCAGAGUUUGCCAAUAACCAUGCAUUUUCAAAGGGUAAAUAUUUCCCUCUGACUGAUGGACACGGUGAUCAGAGUGAGAAUAUCCCAGUUCUGUGGAAUGUUUUCAGAGGAAAUGCCCCUGAAGGGGCUGGGGAGGGUUUGAUGUGCUCUGAUAACCCUUCUCCUCCAUGAGCCCUUGCCUCUCCCAGGGCCUCACUUUCCCCAACUCGGUUUUCCAGCUGCUCUUACUAAAAACAUUCUCAGCAUCCCUCUGCAAACGCCAGGUUGUGUCCUUUGUUUGGUGAAGCCAAAGCCCCUGGAGACUGCGUCCCUGCACCCAGAGGCCCUUCAGUGACACUGGGAUGUCACGUCUGUCACUGGCUGGAGGUUGUGGCUCUCAGAGCCCCUGACAGUGCAGGUUUCUUUUUCUGGAGAAGUUUUCCUUAAAACAAAAGUUUUCCUUUACAAAUGUGGUUUGACAGUAUCUGGUGUGGAAACACUGAGUGAAUUUAAACAGGUAUUUGUUUUCUGUGGCUCCUGCCCGUUUCUCAGAGCUUUGGCUCAUUUUUGCAGCAGUUCCUCUGUAUCAGGGUCAGUUCUGGGGCAAGAAGUGCCAGUUUUGGUUCUGCCAAGGUGUGUGGAGCCACUCUGUGGGUCAGCCUGUGGCACACACCACCAACACAGAGCCAGGGCCAGCAGUGCAGCCAGGGUGACCCCAGAUCCUUGGGCUGGUGCAGGACAGACAUGCUGGGUCAGGUUUAGGAAUAAUUUUAGUUGUGAUUUUCAGGAAAACAACAUUUUUCUUUUUGAAAUUGUGGGGGGUUGAGCAGCUUUAUGUGAAAUCUGCAGGCAAGAUGAAAGCCUGUUUUCCCCUUUAUUAAAUUUAAAUGAAGGCUGCUUUUGAGAAAGAAGGGAAAAUAAAAUCAAAGGUUUUCUCACAAAUAUCAGAUCCAUUAUCAGCCAUUUUCUGGUAAAAAGUCUUGAACAGUUUUACUUCCCCCUUCCCCAGUGAGAGCCCCAAAUGCCCAGGGUCUCACUUUGUCCUGGGGCUCAAUCCUGUGCCUUGGGAGCUUUUUCCCAAGAUCUGCAGCACACAUCUGUCCCCAGGGCACCUCCCAGGACCCCAGGCACUGGGAGCAGAGGGGCUGCAGAAGGGUCCUGCAGAGAGCCCUGCCGUGGGGGUCCUGCCGUGGGGCUAGCCAGCAGCAAGUGCUGAAUGUCCUGUUCUGUGGCAGCGGGGCUGCCAGGCAGCCUGGGAGCCCGUGCAGGGUCAGGUGAGCCAGGCUGCUGCAGGGGCCAGCUGGGCUGGCACUGCUCGGGUGGCUGCCCUCACCCUGAGGGCUGAGCUGGGACACAGCCCUGGCAGCAGGGUGGGCUCCUUGCACGGCUCAGAAGUGCAUCAAUCCCCAAACCCUUUGGAUUUUGGGUACCUGGGCCUCCCCUCCCUGCAGCAGUGGCUGGGGAGUGCUGCUGCCUCUGGGCCUGUGAGGGGACUGGGAAUGGAGCCAGUGAGAAGUGAGAGUUUGGGGAGCUAAUCAUGGAGCAAGAGAGGGAAAUGGAAGUGAAAUAGCACAAAGAAGUGAAAGCCAUGAAAAAAGCCUACUGUAAGUGAGCAGGUGGUGCGUGAGGAGCUGGUGGAGGCUCUGAGGGGAGCAGCCAGGGCAAGGGAGGGCAGGCUGUGCAGGAUGUGCCAGGACAGAGCCUGCAUCUUCCCAGAUGUGUUGGGAAACAUGGGAGGAGAGAUUGCACCAAAACUAAGCCUCGGAGUGGGAGGAAAAAUGAAGAAAGAACCCCAGAUUUCACAACCCCAAAGGGUCAGGGGCAGCGGGCACCACUGCUGGCCCAGGUGCAUCCAGCCUGGUGGCCAUGACAGCGUAGGCCGGCGGCGAGAGAUGGAUCGGUUCAGCGAGUGCGGGACGCAGACGGACGCCGUGGUGGUGCUGUCCCUGGCACAGGCUGCUGUCCUGGGCCUGGUGUCCGACAAUGAGCUGCUCGGGGCCACCGUCACCCCUACUGGCUUCUUCCCGGGGCUGGCCGGGGAGCAGCUGGACAGUGCCAGCACGGAGCCGGGGGAGCCUGAGGGUGAGGAGCAGGCGCCUGGGGAUGGGCAGGACGAGGACGCCCUGGAAGCAGACUCCUCCCUGGAGAAGCACGCCCGGAGGAGGAAGAGGCCGCCCGUGAGGCUGAUGCCCAAGGUCAAGAGUGAGAAGGCAGAGGUGGAGGCUGAGCCGCCGUACAACACGUCGGUCCCCGAGGACGAGGAGGGCGAGGGGCAGCCCGGCCACGCGCCCCAGCCCCCAGAGCCCAGGCAGGAGGCGGCGGCGCAGAGCGGUGCCAUGAAGAUGAUCGACCUGGGCACCUUCAGCAGGAAGCCCCCCCGGCGCCUGCGGCACCUGCGCCGGCACCGGGAGCCGGAGGGCACCGAGCGCCGGCGCAGGGGCAGUGACCUGGCCGGCGGCACUGGGGGGGCCCCGCAAACCGUGGGCGCCUUCGAGGCGGGUGCCCCGUCCCCCGGCGAGGCGGAGGCCCCCGCGCCGGCGUCCCCCGAGCAGGUGAAGAGCGAGCAGGGCUGUGGCUGGCAGGAGCCGGGGGAGCUGGAGGCGGCCGGCGGCACCAGCGAGCACAGCAGGAAGGCGCAGCUGGACCGGCUGGACAUCAACGUGCAGAUCGACGACUCCUACCUGGUGGAGGCAGGCGACCGCCAGAAGCGCUGGCAGUGCCGCAUGUGCGAGAAGUCCUACACCUCCAAGUACAACCUGGUGACCCACAUCCUGGGCCACAACGGCAUCAAGCCCCACUCCUGCCCGCACUGCAACAAGCUGUUCAAGCAGCCCAGCCACCUGCAGACCCACCUGCUGACCCACCAGGGCACACGGCCCCACAAGUGCGGCGUGUGCAGCAAAGCCUUCACCCAGACCAGCCACCUGAAGCGGCACAUGCUGCUGCACACCGACAUCAAGCCCUACAGCUGCCGCUUCUGCGGGCGCGGCUUCGCCUACCCCAGCGAGCUGAAGGCGCACGAGGUGAAGCACGAGAGCGGGCGCUGCCACGUGUGCGUGGAGUGCGGGCUGGACUUCUCCACGCUCACCCAGCUGAAGCGGCACCUGGCCACGCACCAGGGCCCCACGCUCUACCAGUGCCUGGAGUGCAGCAAGUCCUUCCACUACCGCAGCCAGCUGCAGAACCACAUGCUGAAGCACCAGAACGUCCGGCCCUUUGUCUGCACCGAGUGUGGGAUGGAGUUCAGCCAGAUCCACCACCUCAAGCAGCACUCGCUCACGCACAAGGGCGUGAAGGAGUUCAAGUGCGAGGUGUGCGGGCGGGAGUUCACCCUGCAGGCCAACAUGAAGCGGCACAUGCUGAUCCACACCAGCGUCCGGCCCUACCAGUGCCACAUCUGCUUCAAGACCUUCGUGCAGAAGCAGACGCUCAAGACCCACAUGAUCGUGCACUCACCUGUGAAGCCCUUCAAGUGCAAGGUCUGCGGCAAGUCCUUCAACCGCAUGUACAACCUGCUGGGCCACAUGCACCUGCACGCCGGCAGCAAGCCCUUCAAGUGCCCCUACUGCUCCAGCAAGUUCAACCUGAAGGGCAACCUCAGCCGGCACAUGAAGGUCAAGCACGGCGUGAUGGACAUCAGCCUGGACAGCCAAGAUGCCAUGAUGGAGCUGGCUGGGGCUGAUCACACCGAGCUGGACGGCCAGCAGGAGAUGGAUGACUUCGAGGAGGAGAACUCUUACGGCUACGGGGCUGUGGGCAACCCCCCAGACGAGCACACGCUGGCCGAGCAGGCCAUGAAGGAGAUGGCCUACUACAACAUGUUGUAGCCCAGGCUGGUGGGGCUGUGGGGGCUUGGUGGGGUUAAGAGGGGCUGAGGCACCCAGCCAGGCCCCCCAGAGCUGGAGGGAUGGCUUCCACUGGGCUUGGGGAACACAGGCAUGUCCAGAAGACUUUGCUGGAACUGCCUUGGCUCUGCUGCUGCCCCCCUGCUCCUGCCUGCACCCUGCACCUGGUGACUUGAAGCUGCAGGCAGGGGAGGCAUGACCCAGCAGAUCACUGAAUGAGUAAGGAUGGAAGGGGCUGCUGUGGAGCAAGAUGAUGAGCAUCACUAAUUAUUCUACCUCCUGGGUCCCCCCUCUGUGCACAGGGGUUCCCCUGACGGGCAGAAGCCCCUGCCCGCAUGAGGAGGUGGGUUUGCAUUUCCCACUCACCCUGGGGCUCUCACCCCUGUGUCAGGCCCUGGGAUGAAGAACAGAGUAUUUUCAUAGAAGCUCAGGGCGCAGUCAGUGCCCACAGCUCUGGGUCUGGAGCUGCAGCCAGUGGUGGAGCCAGGGGAGGCAAACCCAGCCCAGCCCCAGCAAAUGAUGGUAUUUUGAAAGUAAUUUAUUUUUUUCAGAUGUGCCGCGUGGUUGGUUUUAUCUUUUCACUGAGUUCAGUUCCCUUCAACCAAUGUGCUUUGUAAACCCG
Molecule: messenger RNA, 6477 nt
Organism: Passer domesticus (house sparrow)
Lineage: Eukaryota; Metazoa; Chordata; Aves; Passeriformes; Passeridae
Gene: ZNF710
Product: zinc finger protein 710
Exons: 5
Coding region: 3696-5837 (713 amino acids)
Biological process (GO): regulation of transcription by RNA polymerase II
Cellular component (GO): nucleus
Molecular function (GO): RNA polymerase II cis-regulatory region sequence-specific DNA binding; DNA-binding transcription factor activity, RNA polymerase II-specific
Source: RefSeq, a predicted model, not a curated record